Messenger RNA from Hymenoscyphus albidus, 1015 nucleotides. Lineage: Eukaryota; Fungi; Ascomycota; Leotiomycetes; Helotiales; Helotiaceae. The record is from the annotation of a GenBank genome assembly.
ACAGUGACAGCCUCAGGCGAUACCAUACAAGUUAAAAGCUGCAGCUGCCUCCACCACCUCCACUUGGUUGCACCGUCAACAUCUUUGGGCCGCCAGUCAACACCAACAACUUCAACCUCCAAUCUUCAUCCUCAAGUAGAACCAGCAUUCAUCAUUGCUGGCAACCGCAAUCAUGGUACCCAUUCCCCCUCCACUCCAAUUAUAUACACCCCAAACUAACCUCUCCAGGCGCGAAAUUCCGAAAAAGCGCAAUCGAUGCUCUUCCGUUUCCGCGAAGCCCAAGCAGCGGACCUCGGAAUCAUCGAUGCAGGACGAACUCGUCGUCCGAAGAUGAUCACAGAAGUGACAUCGAUCCCCACCUGUGAAAAAUGGCGCGGCCAGGUUCUCAAGGAAAUCUCCCGAAAAGUUAGCAGGAUCCAAGAAUCUUCUCUGAGUGAUUUCAUGAUUCGCGAUUUGAAUGAUGAGAUCAAUAAGGCGAUGCGGGAGAAGCAUAUGUGGGAGGUGCAGAUUAGAAAUCUGGGCGGGCCAAAUUAUAUGAGGGGUGGUGGGAAAGUUUAUGAUGAGGAGGGCAGGGAGAUUCCAGGAGGUGGGAAGGGAUAUAGGUAUGUGUUGUGAAUGUUGUUUGGGUAGAGGAUCUGCUAAAGUUUGGCAUAGAUAUUUUGGAAGAGCGAAAGAACUUCCUGGAGUAAAAGAGAUGUUUGAAGCUGCCACUGCGAACCCCCGGGAAGAUAAGCCUUUAGAUGCGAGAUCAGACCUGCGGAAACAGGUGGAUGCAUCGUAUUACGGCUACAAUCUGGACGAAGAAGAUGGAACUCUCUUGGAUUAUGAACUAUUGAAGGAGAAGGAAGCCUUCGAAAACCUGCUCGCUGGAAAGGAUGGCCAGGCUCCUAAGGGUUGGGAACCGUUACCAGGCGAUGCUGGAGAUGGAGAGGCUUGGAGGCUGCCUACGCCCGACGAGGUGCAGGAGGAGCUUGUGGAGAGGAGACGACGCAGGUUGCUUGAUAAAUUGGGUUAA